Osmia bicornis bicornis is the source of this 5680-nucleotide messenger RNA. RefSeq names its product tropomyosin Per a 7.0102 (gene Tm1). The transcript has 8 exons. Lineage: Eukaryota; Metazoa; Arthropoda; Insecta; Hymenoptera; Megachilidae. The record is from RefSeq and is a predicted model, not a curated record. The coding region runs from base 427 to 1872 and encodes 481 amino acids. Gene Ontology annotation, biological process: muscle contraction; actin filament organization. Gene Ontology annotation, molecular function: actin filament binding. Gene Ontology annotation, cellular component: actin filament.
AGUCGAGCGUUAGUACGCGCAGCUUCCGCUUCGUUCGUACGGCGGUGCUCGGCAAACUUCGAGUCGGUGUAUAGGAUGAGUUGGUGGGGGGUAACCUGAAUCGCGUAUAGAGGAAUAGACAAGGACAGAGAGAGAGAAAGCAAGAUAGAAAUCAGACCAGGACGGUGCAGAGAGCGGAGACCAGCGUGUCUCCUCUCGUGCAUGCGUUUCGCUGUUGCCAGGGUAUGUGUGCGGCCGCAACACACGGAUAGUCAGAAGGACGUAUGCGUGGCGCGGUGAGAAACGUGUUACGAACAGUGACAGACAAGAUGGCGGUGUGCCUUGUGCGGUGGUAGUAACGGUGGUGCUUAGAGCACGUUAAAAAAAAAAAAAAAACAUAGUGGUACAAAGGAGAUUGGUAAAGGGUUGGCAGCUGGAUAGCGUAGUAUGGAGCCAGCUCUUACAUCGACCACGAGACGUCGCGGUCAUCAGCAUCAUCCGCGACACGCUACGCGCCGACGUCUCGACGCUUCCAGCAGAGGACCCGCGCAGUGUGGCCCUGCUGAUAUCGUUAAAGAGACGACGAUCGCUAACAACGAGCAACCAACUACUGCAACGUCACCGAGGCUCGAGGAAAAGAGCAAUGUCAUUGAUACGGACUGUUCCCAGGCGGUGACAAUACCCACGAUCGUCGGCGCGAGGUGGCUACGCGAUCCGACGGCAACGAUACCCGCUAAAGACGCAACCACCAACGAAGACGCGAACAAUUUAAAGAAUAAUCUCGAGAACGAUGACAGAGACGAGGACGUCCGACAGAGGCUCGCGCAGUGUAGCCUGGACGUAAUCGACGAACGACGCGAACAGUCCGUACGUGAAAGAAACGAAAAGGAGAGCUUUGACAGCUACGAGAUCAAACCGUCGGACAAGCCUCGAUCGAGAGCACGUGGGAAGAAAAUAUGCGGAGACGAAUCUAUCGUUAUUAGAAGCAAAGAAACAUCACCGGAGCCUGAGCACGCGGUCGCGAGGGCUCGAGGUGACGGCAACUCCGACGACGAGUCGACGAACGUCGAGGAGGAUCCGGAACUUGCCGAACUUGCUAAGUUGAGAUGUCCAAGCGAACGGGCCGAGGUACAGGCCGAAAGAGAAAGACGAAAACGAAGAUGCGCCGAUUAUCCCGGAUUGGCCUUUGGAUGUUCCAUAUUCUCCAGCGACACGAUGAUGAAAUUCAGUCUGAUAAGGAACGAAUUGCAGAAUAUCAUGGGGAACCAGUUGAAACGGGCCGAGUCCGAAGUAGCCGCUCUGAAUCGUCGUAUCCAAUUGUUGGAGGAGGAUCUCGAGAGAUCCGAGGAACGCCUGGCUACCGCCACUGCUAAAUUAGCAGAGGCGUCGCAGGCUGCAGAUGAGAGCGAACGAGCCCGCAAGAUUCUCGAGAAUCGCAGCUUGGCCGAUGAAGAGCGCAUGGACGCCCUCGAAAAUCAGCUGAAGGAGGCCAGGUUCCUCGCUGAAGAAGCUGACAAGAAAUACGAUGAGGUCGCCCGUAAAUUGGCCAUGGUUGAGGCCGAUCUAGAACGUGCUGAAGAACGUGCCGAGGCCGGAGAGUCGAAGAUCGUCGAACUUGAAGAGGAACUGCGCGUGGUUGGCAACAACUUGAAGUCCCUCGAGGUCUCUGAGGAGAAGGCGACGCAAAGAGAGGAGACUUUCGUGGGACAGGUGAAGAUUCUGGAUAGUCAAUUGAAAGAGGCCGAAGCUCGCGCUGAGUUCGCGGAGAGAUCCGUGCAGAAAUUGCAGAAGGAGGUCGACAGGCUCGAAGACGACCUUGCCGCUGAGAGAGAGAAAAACAAAUUGCUCCAGGAGGAGAUGGAGGCCACCCUGCAUGACAUCCAGAACAUGUAGAUCGCGUCUCGUGGGCGGACAGAUACACGAAACGCGAUAUAACAAAAGCAUAUACACCACGAAAUUCGAAUGAAAAUACGUUUCGGAGUAGAACAACAACAGCAGCGACAAAAAGACAACGUAGAAAAGAAUAAAAGGGAGGAAAAAUGAUAGGCACGCAAACGUGUCGAGGAGAUAUAGAUGAUAAGAGCUGGGGAGGGAUGAUAAUAGAAAUAAAAAAAAAAACAGAAAAAGCUGAAAACGCUGUUCAACUCGAGCGCUUUUCUUGUGUGUUGUUGUGGUGCACACCAUUAACAUUUAACGGACAACAACCGGAAAAAAAAAAUGAAUACAACAAUCGCGCGGUCUCUUUUUAGGCUAGACAACUCAUAUCUCCCAUUGUAAACGCUCCAUCAAACCAAGCGCCCAAUUUUCAGCGCUUCUUUAUCGCCUGUGUGCGUGUAUACGUGUGUUUCUUGCAUGCAUGUGUUCUAAAACGCGUUAAAUUGAAGAGAGAGAGAUAUAUAUAUAAAAGCGUAGAUCGACGGAGAAGAUAAUGACGAAGAGGGUGGUAGAAAGGUAGGAUUGGUGUGCGGUUUUAUCAAAGGAACGACAAGUCUUGUAUUUUCUUUUCUCUUUUUUUUUGUUUCUCUUUAUAUUUUGAAGUUUUCUGUUUGACGUCUGGAAAUAAUUGUGUUCUUUUUUUCCUUUAUUCUUUUUUACUUUUUGUAAUGCCGUUUGGUAUUGUGGACACUUUUAACAAUUUCAUAGCCUUCGAUGGUAAUACCAUGUUCGAUUAUAUUGUUAACCCUUUCACGAAUCGAAAGUUGGAUAAUCAAAUAACAUUUAUAGGAUUGAUAGGAAUUAUUUAUUAAAACUUCAAUGAUUUUUAUCGCGUUCUUUUAAUCUUUCGAAUUCGUCGGCUGUGAAGGUGUUAAUUGGAUCGAUGAUUAACGAAAGUGACUUUUCAAUUACUAAUCCAGCGAAUAAAGGACGUAGGAAACAGGCUUUAAAAUAAUAACAUCGUGUGUUCGCCAGACAAAUAAUAUUUUCUACCCUCUUCCACGCUCGUUUGCUGAUUCGUGAUAAUCUCAAACGCUCACUGCCAGACGGAGAACCCUUUCAAGGAAGAAAGCUCCUGAAAUCCAAAAUUCCAACUAAUCCUCGACGAUUUAAAAGAAAGAGUGUAGUUAAUUAAAACACAUGCUUCCAUAAUUAAAGGGUUAAUUCAGGAGAAUAUUCCUAAGAGGUGAACCUGCACCAAAAUAAACGCAGCAAUUGAAUGCGAACGAGCGAAACACGUGUUUUGCGUUCAUUCAACGUUUACCAAUCGUGCCUCCACAUAUUCGUCGCUUAAAUUAAAAAAAAAAAAAAAAUAAAAAAGAAGGGAGGAAAGAAAGGGACAAAGGACUUUCAUUUCGCGAUGUACCUUCGUCUUGCAUUAUAAUCCGUCCAACGAGACGAGUCAGGAUAUGUUUACAAAUUCAUAAGUUCCACGCAGGGUCGGAGCUCAGUUGUUUCCAGUUCUUCAAACGUUUCGGUCGUGGUUUGUGUACUCUGAUCCGAGCCUGCUUCGAGUGAAUUUAUACGCAUUUAAUGCCUCGUCUCGUUGGAUGAAUUAUAGUUUGAUAUCGCGCGAAACAUCUCUCCUCUUUAUUGCUGUAAAACGCGGCCCGAAUCGAGACGAGGCGUGCAAACUGCCUGAUAAUAGACGCGUUUCGUCCCUGUAGCGAUUAUCCUUGCAACAUUGUCCUCUUUUGGGUAUUUUUCCAAGUAAAGGAUCUUGCUGGUCUUUCACAACAUUCCAAGCAUGCUUUUGUGCAAUAUUUAUUUAACAUCGAGAAACGAUGAGUUUUCUUGAGCACUUCGCAAAAUUUCAUGAAAUUUUUCUGGUUCGAUAAAGGCGAGAUUAUUGAAAGACACCCGAAGAGAGACAUACGUAUCCUCCUCCGAAUGGAAAUUAAUUAUUACGAUUAAUCGAGUGAUAGAGACAGAGAGAAAGGUAUAUAAAGUGUGUAAGUAUGCGAGAGAGAGAGAUAUAGAUAGUGUGAUUACAAGAAAUUAAGAAAGCACAAUAAUUAGGAGUCCACGUGUCCUACGCCGUUAAUAACGAUUUAUGAAAAUUUUUUGUUAUUCCCGUUUUUCCCGACGAAUGCCGCGAGAGGAAAACGAAAAACUAUUGAAAAAUAGGAAACACUCAAAUCACUUGGGUUUACACUUGAGAGUUUUUUAGUUUAUUAAUUUACUUAAUAUUAAUACAAAAAACGAAUGGAACGAUAAAAUAACACUAAUAUCAUUGUAAUGAUAAUGAUUAUUAUUAUAUAUAUAUUGCUAUUAUUAUAAAACUGUUUAUAAUAUAUAUUUUAAUUUUGAAAAAAAAAAACUACUGCGUGUUUGUUUUUGUUGUUGCGUGUUUUGUUUUUUCGUCUAAUAAUUAAUCCUGGAUUUGUUAACUCCGUUGUGUCUACGCGAUAACACACGCUGCCAAGAUGUGUUAGAGAGCUCUGUGUGUUGUGUGUAUGCGUGAGUGUGCGUAUAGCUGUUGCAUGCCCCACAAGAUGUACCGGAAGACCAUCAGUGGGGUACGUAUCAAAGAAAAAUGGUGAGUACACUUUGCUUGUAUAUUUUUUCUAUGCUAUUUUUACGAGAAUUCCUUCAGAGUCCUUUUGCUUUGCAUGACCCCUUUCCCCUUUUAGUUUACAUAGGAUCAGACCAUGUAUCUUUAUUAUUUUUGAAGAUACCAAGAAAUUGUAUUUGAAUUUGUAUUUUCAGAAUAUUUUUCUAUUUUAUGCUCCCUCAAUUCUUUCGAAUCACUGAUUAGAAAAAUUUCAGGAUUUAGUAAUUAGUCUAGAAAUGAAUAAAUCUAGUCUAGGAACUAAAUCUGUACGAUGAAAGGUAUUUAAAAACCAUUUUAUUUUUCGUUCAAAAAAAUAUUCAUUUCAUCAUAACUCGAACAAUAUCAUAACGCACAGACACAUCAAUUUAAUUCAUCAGAACUAAACAAAGGCUUCCACUCAUCAGCCCCCCAAAACUAUCAAUCUGCUUCAAACUCCGCUUCCUGUCCACACGCUUCAAAGAUCCUUGACAGCUUAUACUGAUACAGAUUAACCAUAUUCAAUGCUUAAAUCUUGCUAAAUCUACUCGAACAGGAGUAAGACAGUCUAUCGAAGAGAGUACGAACGUUCUUCGAAUAACAUUGAGAAUGCUUGCAGAUGAAAUGGUGGCUGAGAAGGAGAAAUACAAGGAGAUCGGAGAUGGCUUGGAUCAGGCAUUCAUGGAACUCUAUGGAGUCUAACGAGCCACUAACCAACCCCUCUAACGCUUCUUCGACCAAAAAAAUAUAUAUAUCAUACAGAUACCUUUCUCACAAUCUCGCUUGCUCUUAACACGCGUAAUCCGUAAGUUACUUGCGAGCUUCCUUAACCCACUUACUUGGCUGCUAAACUUCUAACAGCUCUUCUACUUGCGAAAAAUCAUUUUUCUAUUUCUUUUACAUCAUUUUUGCAUUUUUCACUUUCACUCCUUACACGGAAUUUUUGGAGAGGAAAAUUUAGAAUUCUAAGGGUGGUUUUUUCGCAGUAAAAAUAUCAGUUCGUGGUUAGACAUUAAAAGAGUUAUAUAUUUCUUUUAUUUUUGAUUUCACGUAAGGAGUUAAAGAACGAACAUUUUCAUCGACGAAUCAUAUUCAUUUUUUAAUACAAAACGGUGAAGGGAUUCUACGAAAUCUCAUUUGUUAAGGAUAACAGUGGUACAAUCGGUAUAUUAAUUUUGAAUUAUUCUAAUAUACACCGUUUUCAUUUCAGACGAGCUUGUACACGAGAAGGAAAAG